AACUAACUAGCAAAAUAUUAACGAACCAUACUAUAAACGGGAUCUAAAGUUGUUGACAAAAUUACCAGUAAAGAUGAUUGGAUUAACUCGUCAAUUAGCCAGAACAUCAUAUCGUCAAUAUGCUACCAGUACCACUGGAUCUCCUAAAAAAAUCGGAGCUUUUAGAGGAGGAUUUGUUGGAUUUUUACUUGGUGUUACUGCGACCGGGGCAGGAUCUUAUUAUUACUUAUUAGAUCAAUAUAAAUUAGCUAACAAUACUAUAGUUGCUGAUAUUGUUGCAUUACAAAAUUCCAUUAGUAAAUUGGAACAACAUAUUAAUUCUUUAGAUACCAAGAAAUAAAUCUAUUAAGAAGUACACCUCCGGGAGUGUUUCUUCACUUGUAUAUAAUCAAACAAGUUGUACCAUAGCAUAUACAUAUAGUAUACACAAUUGCUUGAUGUGUAUUUGAUAUUAUUUUUUUUAUUUAUUCAUUACUAAAUACAGGUUAUAUAUGCAAUCUCUUUUCUAUAUACAAAUUCAAUGCAAA
Molecule: messenger RNA, 527 nt
Organism: Scheffersomyces amazonensis
Lineage: Eukaryota; Fungi; Ascomycota; Pichiomycetes; Serinales; Debaryomycetaceae
Exons: 1
Coding region: 74-340 (88 amino acids)
Source: RefSeq, a predicted model, not a curated record